Molecule: messenger RNA, 1355 nt
Organism: Acanthoscelides obtectus
Lineage: Eukaryota; Metazoa; Arthropoda; Insecta; Coleoptera; Chrysomelidae
Source: the annotation of a GenBank genome assembly
UAAAAUAAAAACAAAAUGAAGGAACCGGUAAAUAUAAAAAUACAUAAACAGAAAGAAGCAAAAUAUUUUUGAUUCUCCGAUUCACAAACAGGAGGGAACGACCCCUUUACGACUUUUCCUGAUCGUAAAUUCAAAAUACCCGACCCACUUUCCUUAAAAUUUAAAAAUUCCUGUUCCUUGAGGAAAAAAAUUAUCGAACCGGUUUCCGUCGAAAACAAUCUCCCCACGCCCUGCAAAGCACGUACACAUACUCUAUAUCACCUCUUAUCACAGAAGCGGCCAGAACUUGAGAAAGUAUGAACGCUCUGAAAAAAGUUUUGAGACAGCAGAAUUUCCAAAGUAUUUAUCAGGAGACUGUUAGAAAUUUUAGUGCGUCCAGCGCCAGAAAAAUGCGAUUGGUACAGUAUAAAUUGAAAAACCAACAGGGUGUACAGCAUUUAGGGGCCCAGCUGAGCAUAGGUGGUGAUAUUGUGGAUAUCAGUGCUGUGGACAGUUCUAUUCCGAAUACUAUGGUAAAAUUCUUGAGGGAAGGACCUGGGAUGUAUGAUAAGGCUAAAAGAAUUGUGGCUGCUGGCAAAUCCAUAACACACUUGGCCGAUGUAGAUCUUCUGUCACCAAUCACCAAGCCAGACAAAGUAGUCUGUGUUGGCCUUAACUACAGUGGACAUUGUGAAGAGCAGAAGAUAUCUCCUCCCAGUGAGCCGAUGUUCUUCAGCAAAUUCUCUUCUGUUAUCAUUGGGCCUAAUGAUAAUGUUGUUAUUCCACCUAUCACAAAUAGUGUUGACUGGGAGGUAGAGCUGGCAGUGAUAAUAGGCAAACAGGCAAAAUGCAUUAGAAAAGACCAAGUGCAGGACCAUAUUUUUGGUUACACUGUGGCUCAAGACAUCAGUGCAAGAGAUUGGCAGAAAAGUAGGAACAAUGGACAAUUCCUAUUGGGCAAGUCCAUGGACACUUUCUGUCCAUUGGGUCCAGCUAUUGUUACCAAAAACAAGGUGAAUCCCAGUGACUUGGCCAUCAAGUCAUGGGUGAAUGGGGUAUUGAAGCAAGAUGGAAAUACCUCAGAGCUGGUUUUCAAGAUUGAAUUUUUGGUCUCCUAUUUGUCACAGAUUGUGACUCUGUACCCUGGUGAUGUCCUCCUCACUGGUACUCCUGCAGGCGUGGGGGUGCACAGAAAUCCCCAGAAUUCCUAAAGUCAGGAGAUCUGCUCGAGAGUGAAAUUGAAGGAAUUGGAAGAUUGCAAAACAAUAUUGUGUAAAACCUUUUUUUUAUAUUUGAUAUACUACAAAUACAGAUAUUUUUACAACUCAUUGUGUUCCAUUCACGUCUUUGUGAUAAUAAAGAAUUUUCAACCAAAA